Messenger RNA from Linum tenue, 2053 nucleotides. Lineage: Eukaryota; Viridiplantae; Streptophyta; Magnoliopsida; Malpighiales; Linaceae. The record is from the annotation of a GenBank genome assembly.
CCGCGAGGACACCGACGUUAACCGAAUCAAAACUCCCGGGCAAAUUCUCGGCGCAAAACCACCAGGGGGCAGGCAGCCAUGAACGCGAUCUUCAAUCUCCAAAGGGAAACAAACAAAUUAUGGCCGAAGCGAAAACCCACAACUCAAUCUCUUCUCAGGUCUCCCUUCUUUAUCCUCGCGAUCUCUCUUCUCACUCUCUUCCUCCUCCUAUUCCUCUCAAUUUCCACCUUCCAAACAUCCAAAUCGCUCUUCUCAACGCAAACCCUAAAUACCCAGAAACCUCAAUGCGGAAAAUUCCAUGCUUCAGCCCGGGAAGGAGAGAAGUUUCUCUGGUACGCACCCCACAGUGGAUUCAGCAACCAGCUGUCGGAGCUCAAGAACGCGGCGGUGAUGGCGAGGAUUCUGAAUCGAACUCUGGUCGUCCCUCCGAUCCUCGAUCACCACGCUGUGGUCCUCGGAAGCUGCCCAAAAUUCCGGGUUACGGCGCCUAACGAGAUUAGAGCUUCGGUUUGGAAUCACGCCGUUGAAUUGAUGAAGAGUGGAAGGUAUGUAUCGAUGACUGACAUUAUCGAUAUCUCGCCACUAGCAUCUGCUUCGCUUCGUGCAAUCGAUUUCAGGGUCUUUGCAGCCUCAUUCUGUGGUGUAGAUGUGGAUUCCACUUGUGCAAAUUAUCUAAAACCAGGGUCGUCUUCAUCGUUUGAUAUCCUUAGGGAGUGUGGAAAUGUGCAAUCUGGGAUUGAAGGUAACAUAGGUGGGUGUUUGUAUGCAGUAAAGGAGGACUGCAGAACGACUGUAUGGACUUACGAGAAUGGUGAUGAUGGAGAGUUAGAUUCAUUUCAACCCGAUGAACAACUCAAGAAGAAGAAGAGGAUUUCGUAUGUAAGGAAACGUCGAGAUGUGCAUAAGACCCUUGGACCGGGAUCUGAAGCUGGCUCAGCCAUCGUUCUUGCAUUCGGAUCCCUUUUCUCCGCUCCAUACAAAGGCUCCGAGUCCUAUAUUGAUAUUCAGAAAGUAAAGAACAGUGAAUUCCUCCCCUUUGUCCCUGAAAUAUUGAAUGCGGGGAAGAAGUUUGCUUCGGGGAGGAUAAAAGAUCCUUUCCUUUGUGCACAGCUCAGAUUGUUAGAUGGGCAGUUUAAGAACCACUGGAAGGCUACAUUUCAGGGUCUGAGACAAAAGCUUGGAUCUUUGAACCAGGGGGAUGAUCAGCCAGUCAACAUUUUCGUGAUGACAGAUCUUCCUCGGGGUGACUGGAGCGGAACUUAUCUGGGCGAGCUAGCUAGCAUUGAGAAGCGGUUUAAGUUGCAUUUUCUUAGGGAAGAAGAUAGACUGGUUGCUGAAACAGCAAGACAAUUAGGAAAGAGAGGAAGUAGAGGGAAUCUACAUUGUCCUCAUCAGAAAUCGCUGGAUGUUCUCUUGUACAUAGAAGAAAGCGUCUGUAGCUGUGCAUCCCUCGGUUUUGUUGGUACAGCUGGAUCGACGAUUGCUGAGAGCAUAGAGCUAAUGCGGAAGUCAGAUGUCUGUUCCAUUCUUAAUCGGACUGCAAGAUGACACUCGGUGCUGGGAUACAAACGAAGUUGGGUUUGCCUCCAAAGUAGAAGCAAGCAACUACUUGUGAGUCAGAGCUCCUGCCACUGUAAAAUGCCGGGAACCAUGCAUACUUAAAGUUUUGGGAAGGUAUUGUUUAGUGAUGCUCCAAUCUACCAGAUGAAGGAAUUGCUCUGGUACCAAAUGCCAAUGCUCGGGUGUCUCCUCGCGGUGCACGGAAAUGUAAGCUUUCAACUUUUAACCAUGGAGCUUUUACUAACCAAAAGUUAUUUAAACGAUCACUAACCAAGUAACUGCAUGAUUCUUUUUGUCCUUCCUUCCAUUAAUCCACCUCUCCUAUCUUUCGACAUUUUUGUUCCCUGAGUACUUGUUCUAAGAACACUCAGCUUGAACUCUGGUUUUCUUUGUAAGGUGUUUCCAGUGAAACUCUGUUGGUGUUCGAAUGGGUACAGCGGACUCUCUUGAGAACGACGGCCAUCUCGCCAUGAUUUGGACCUUUAUAAAUAUU